CCACACUCUGCCUUCAGGUCAUGCUUCCCCCCCCCGACCACGUCCUUUAAGAUCUCGACGCACACCACGGCGCACCGCGCUCCUCUCGGCUGCAGGGAUUCGGAUUGCUCUCUCUCUCGACCUCGACGCCUCUGCUUCUCGUGCUUACUUGUCCUUCGUCGCCCAGCGCACGUUUACUUCUUUAUUGCUUAGAAACGGCGUCCUUGAUCCGUGUGUUUUCAUCGCAGAACAACAACACCAUCUACCGACGGAGCUAACAAGACUGACGACAAUGGAUCACGACCAUCUUGCCCAGGCCCUCAGGGCGAAGCAGAGGCCCCAAUCUCGGGCCUCGACUGCCUCUGUCCACAGCAUCUCUACACAGCCCACCAUGGAACAACAGCAGCAGUCUUUCAACGACACGCCUGAGCUGUACUCGGCACAAUGGGUCAACAACGACCAAAGGCAGCAGAGGAGCCUCGCACCCGCGUCAAGGAUAACGCCCGAGGAAAUGAUGCUGCAUGCUGCUGCAACCCAGAUGCAGAACGCCCGCGAAUAUUCGAUGCCUCCUGGGAUGGGUGCCUCAAUGAGCCAGUCGAGCGCCCACAUGAGCCAUUCCAUGCAGUUCCAACAACACCCUAUGCCGAGGCAUCCUUUGCCGUCCGAGAGCUUCGCCAACACUAGCUUCACUGAUGACAGCCAGAUGAUAGAUCGCGACGAAGACGGCGAUUCCUUGGCGGGAGUGAUGGGCAUGCAAAAAUCAGGCUCGGCCAGGUCUAGUGCCAACAAUGAGCUGGAGAUGCGUCAUCUCUUCAACGCAAAUAAGCACCGCGGCUUGCAGGAUGUCGCUGGCGAGUUGCACGGCAACGAACGAGGACCCAACUCGGAACGUACGCGACAAGUCUUCGCCAUGCUCUGGAUCAACUCAGUGUGCACCAAGGGCAAGGGAUCUGUCCCGCGAGGCCGUGUAUAUGCCAACUACGCGUCCCGGUGUGCCACCGAGAGGAUUACCGUUCUGAACCCGGCCAGCUUCGGUAAACUUGUCCGAGUACUUUUCCCAGGGCUUAAGACUAGGCGACUUGGCGUUAGAGGAGAGUCCAAGUACCACUACGUCAACUUUUGCCUAGUUGACGACCAACCCGACCUCCGCGAGCCCGAGGCUCAUAUCCCCGUGGCCAUCUCCGAACCUGCCCGCCCCCAAAGCGCCAGCGCGGCCGUCCCCGCCACAGCCCAGCCUGUGAAGGCCGUACAACCGUCUCCUGCUGUCAUCAAACGGUCGGCGAGCCCAGCUCAAGCUUCGCAUGGCCACUCAAGGUCGCAUAGCUUCUACAGCCAACCGAAUGUGACCAGUGCGGAUCACCUAAACUCAUCUACCUCGAAGACGUCGCUUCAGUUCUCAUUCCCCUCGGAAUCGGAUGAGGCUCUUCUCCAAUCUAACGAACCUCUCGUGCUGCCUCGAAUGGAGCCUUUCUUGCCUAGCGGGACUGACUCGGAUGCCGCCAAGAGCCUGUCUGCGCUGUAUAGGUCACAUUGCACUUCACUCGUUGAAUGCGUCCGCUACUGCAAGGAGAAAACUUUCUUCCACCUGUACACGUCCUUCCAAGGCACAUUGACUAUGCCAGUUCAGAAGCUACUUGGCCACCCCAGUCUUGCCCCCUGGAUCGAGGAGUGCGACUUUAUCCUCUACCAACGUAUGCUUAGGAUCAUUUCUGGACUCACACUCCAGGUCGUGCCCAAGCCGGUACUGGAUACGCUACGCAACAUCUCGGAGCGACUCGUGCCCCACAUUCAAGAGGCUUUCCAGGGGCAGCCGCACCACGUUGUUCGGGCCAAGGAGGCGCCGGCAACCAUGUUCGCGGCUUUGCUGGAUCGAGCUCUUAGAGUGAACCUUACGGCCCACGCGGCGGCCAACAUGCUGUCGAACCCGGCCAACCGCGACCAGAUGUACCUCGACUGGAUUACCAUGGUGCGCGUGCGCAAGGUGGCCGAGUGCGUGCCUACUCGGGGCAUGGACGACCUCGUCAACUUGCUUGUCUCUGAACUCCGAGAUCUACUCAGCCCCAUGAACGUACCUUGGGAAGUGGAGUGCUUGACUGUUUACGGCGACAUUGUCCUGAGAAACGGCCGCCAAGUGGGCGUUGAGAGCGCGGGAGAACACAACGGACAGAAUGUACUGGAACGCUGGGUUGGCUUCCUCAAGUCUUUACCCACCCGUUUCCCUUAUGCGUCCCACACGGAGAUUGUGUACUCCGUUCAAAGAGUCGGCACGGCGGUGAUGCGGGACCUGACCAUGGCCCAAGGCAAGAGUUUCGGCUCCUGGUGGGUCACGAAAUGCUGGAUCGACGAGAUGACCAGCUUUCUCGCCGAGCAGGGGGGGUUUCUCCAAAUGAAGACCUCAGGCGCAUCUGCAGCUGUCGCCAACGCUCAGCCGACCACUCAGGAGGCGAGCCGACAAGGGUCUCGGUAUAGCACCGGCAGCGAGGAGUUCAACUUCUCCAGCCUCCCCCAAGCACAGCCCGACAAGGCGCCGUUCCCACCAUCUACGAGCCAAAGCCAGGUCGAUUCUGCGGGGAUGACAGCGGGAAGCAACCCGGACGACAGCGGGAUCGGUAUCCGAACGCCAGAGGAGGACUUCCCAAUGGACAAAUACACCUUCUCGCACUCGGAGGUCAAUCAAGCGCUGCUCGCCAACGCCGAAUUGCAACAAUGACGAAAAGGGGACCGAACUAUUGUCGCACCUGGAAAACCGGGUGUCUUGUAUCAAUAGCCGCCUUUCAGACAGUCUCUUGUAGAGGCUUGAUGCCAGAUGAGGACUGUCGAAAACAGUGCGAUGACGAUGGCACGACUGGACGAUUGUAUGAGUGCGGAAAAGCCCGUGGCCAUUUGGCCCGGAGAUAUUCUUCAGUUUAACGCCUGUUUGUUUCUGGACGGGAUUUAUGGGUUUUGAGUUGUGUGUUUUGGUGUUUGACAUACUCGGCGGUUACGGUUGGCAUCUGCAUUUGUUGUUGCUUGUGGGUUUGCUAUACCCAGUGUGUCUGGUUAGGGGCAAAGCAACGGUACUUGAAUUAUACUUUCAAUUAGUGGUAAUACAGCCCGACAGGGUGAGCAUUGAGCCG
Colletotrichum destructivum is the source of this 3095-nucleotide messenger RNA. Its product is annotated as Putative RFX-like DNA-binding protein. Gene Ontology annotation, molecular function: DNA-binding transcription factor activity, RNA polymerase II-specific; RNA polymerase II cis-regulatory region sequence-specific DNA binding. Gene Ontology annotation, biological process: regulation of transcription by RNA polymerase II. The coding region runs from base 272 to 2689 and encodes 805 amino acids. Lineage: Eukaryota; Fungi; Ascomycota; Sordariomycetes; Glomerellales; Glomerellaceae. The record is from RefSeq and is a predicted model, not a curated record. The transcript is spliced from 2 exons.